Messenger RNA from Triticum dicoccoides, 5557 nucleotides. Its product is annotated as putative disease resistance protein RGA3. Gene Ontology annotation, biological process: defense response to other organism. Bases 2401 to 5442 code for a protein of 1013 amino acids. The transcript is spliced from 7 exons. Gene Ontology annotation, molecular function: ADP binding. NCBI's taxonomy places the organism in Eukaryota, Viridiplantae, Streptophyta, Magnoliopsida, Poales, Poaceae. The record is from RefSeq and is a predicted model, not a curated record.
AGUACUCCCUCAAUUUUAAAAUAACCAAAGUUCUAGGGUAAGUUUGAUCAAGUUUAUAAAAAAAAUCUGCAAAAUACCUACAAUAUCAAUAUGUAUAGUAUGAAAAUGUAUUUCUAAUGAAGCAAAUUAGGUGUUGUAGAGACGGGAGAGAAAGGAAUAUAGACUUGGUCAAACUUAAUGAAGUUCUUUUCAAACCGGGUUAUCCCCCUUUCCAUUACUGAUAACGGAAAUACAGUUCAGAAGUUUUGCAGGAGACGGGAGAGAAAGGAGAGCGAGUUCGGCACUACCAGGAAACCCACUGGACACGCUCGACUUCGAAAUGUGCAUAGUGAUCACUGGACCCAUUGGACGAAAGCUUAAUGAAGUUUGACUUAAGACAAACCUAAUACUUCAACUAUUUUGGAAUGGAAUGACUAAUAAAUUGCAUAGUGAUCACAAUAAGUAGCUCGCCAGUCUCUUUCGCAAUGACAAACGCAACUCGCCGCCUUUGUGGACUAUGUUGCCUGGUUUUAGCCUGCAUUUUUCUAUGCAAGAAGAGGAUGGGCGUAUCCAAUCAACGCUUCAUUUCCUGUCUUGCUUAUCUCUACUCUCCGGUACGCUGUCAUAGGCUCUGGUAAGGCAUCAGGAUGAGAAUUUGAAGACUCUGUUCUUUCUAUUCACUCCGGUUAAUCUGCGUAUGGCUUGACUCAACUGGUGUUCUUGCUUCAGUAAAGAAAUACUGAAAGGGUGUUCAGUUUCUCUCAAUGCAGAACAUGUACACACAGAACAACGCGGCAGGCUUGGUGGUUGAGCUAUUUUCAAACUUACUUUGGUGGCAUGCUUUUAGCUUGUUAAUUUUAUCUUUACAUGUCCUUGUGGAAUCUCUUUGCAGAUUAGCUUAAGCUAUCGAUUCAUUGGCACGGACAAAUGCUACUUGCUAGUUAAUUAAGCAGUAUGUGUUGACAAUAAGAAGCCAAUGGGCGAAGCAGCUAAUGGGCACCUCGCCAAUCUCUUGCUCACCUUCCCAGCUAAUGCCAUCCAUCGUCUUCAUGGACUCUGCUAUCUACCCCACAGUUUUUACGCAAGCAGAGGGAGGAGAAAUUGGAUCUUUUGCCCCAGUUUACUUCUAACUUUGAUAAUUUGCCCCUUUCUAUUCUGUCCAGUUAAUCUGUGUAUGGCUUGAUUCAACUGGUAUGUCAUGGAACCUCAUGUAUAAAUUGCAGUCAUAUACAACACAAGACCUUUUUUAAUUUCAGCAUCAGCAGAAGUUCCGCUCCUGUCUCAAACCAAGCAAGUUUCAAAAUUGCAGGUGUUCUUGCUUCAAUAAAGAAAUACUGAAAGGGUGUUCAGUUUCUCUCAAUGCAGAACAUGUACACACAGAACAACGCGGCAGGCUUGGUCGUUGAGCUAUUUUCAAACUUACUUUGGUGGCAUGCUUUUAGCUUGUUAAUUUUAUCUUUACAUGUCCUUGUGGAAUCUCUUUGCAGAUUAGCUUAAGCUAUCGAUUCAUUGGCACGGACAAAUGCUACUUGCUAGUUAAUUAAGCAGUAUGUGUUGACAAUAAGAAGCCAAUGGGCGAAGCAGCUAAUGGGCACCUCGCCAAUCUCUUGCUCACCUUCCCAGCUAAUGCCAUCCAUCGUCUUCAUGGACUCUGCUAUCUACCCCACAGUUUUUACGCAAGCAGAGGGAGGAGAAAUUGGAUCUUUUGCCCCAGUUUACUUCUAACUUUGAUAAUUUGCCCCUUUCUAUUCUGUCCGGUUAAUCUGUGUAUGGCUUGAUUCAACUGAAUUGCAGGUGUUCUUGCUUCAAUAAAGAAAUACUGAAAGGGUGUUCAGUUUCUCUCAAUGCAGAACAUGUACACAUAGAACGAUUAGCUUAAGCUAUCGAUUCAUUGGCACGGACAAAUGCUACUUGCUAGUUAAUUAAGCAGUAUGUGUUGACAAUAAGAAGCCAGUGGGCAAAGCAGCUAAUGGGCACCUUGUCAAUCUCUUGCUCACCUUCCCAGCUAAUGGCAUCCUUCGUCUUCAUGGACACUGCUAUCUACCCAACAGUUUUUAUGCAAGCAGAGGGAGGAGAAAUUGGAUCUUUUGCCACAGUUUACUUCUAACUUUGAUAAUUUGCCCCCCCCCCCCCCCCUAGAAUGACGGGUGGGGCUGUAGCAGCUAUUAAUUGGAUCUGAAUUCUGAUCAGUUUACUCCAGUGAUCACUACCGAUUCGGAUGGGCCUGUGGAGGGCUCUGAUGAUCUUCUAUUCUCUGUUUUCCUUCUAGCUUGCGCCUAGCCCUGCGAGAUCUUGAAAUUAGCAAUUGGCUCACUAUCAAGGCAAACCGUGUCUUCCAGAUGAUCACUGUUGAUUCGUAUUAUUGAUAGCUUUUGCCCUUAUUGGAAUAGUGGUUUUGUAAGCGCCGGGUUUGCCUCAUCCAUGGGGACCAUACUAGAAGCUCUGCUUCGAUCAUGUGCCAGCAAGUUGCAAGAUAUCAUUACCAAUGAAGCCAUACUAAUCUUAGGGGUGGAAGAAGAGCUCGCAAAACUGCUACAACGAGUUGAACUAAUUCAGUGCUGUAUAUAUGAUGCUGAGAAAAGGAGGGCAAAAGAGUUAGCAGUAAACAAUUGGCUUGGCCAACUGAGAGAUGUUAUAUAUGAUGUUGAUGAAAUUCUGGACGUGGCUAAAUGCAAAGGAAGCAAGCUACUUCCUAACCACCCUUCAUCAUCAUCAAGUAAAUCAGCUGCAUGUAAAGGUCAUUCAGUUUUCCCUUGCUUUUGUAACAUUGGUUCACGUCGUGACGUUGCUGUUCGGAUUAGAACCCUCAACAAAAAGAUAGAGAACAUUUCAAAGGACAAAAUAUUCUUAACAUUCAACAGUAGUGCACAACCUAAUGGAAGUGGUCCAACAUCCAAACUGAUAAGAAGUUCCAACCUUGUUGAGCCCAACCUUGUGGGAAAGGAAAUCAUACAUUCUAGCAGGAAGUUGGUGGACUUGGUGCUUGCAAACAAGGAAAAGAAGUCUUACAAGCUCGCUGUUGUUGGAACCGGAGGAGUUGGUAAGACAACACUAGCUCAGAAAGUAUACAAUGACCAAAAAAUAAAAGGAAGCUUCAAGAUGCAUGCAUGGAUUUGUGUUUCGCAAGACUACAGUGAAGUAACUCUUUUGAAGGAGGUGCUCCGAAAUAUUGGUGUGCAUCAUGAGCAAGGUGAAACCAUAGCUGAGCUACAAAGAAAGCUUGCAGAAACAAUAGAGGGAAAGAGUUUCUUUCUGGUUCUAGAUGAUGUAUGGCAUUCCAAUGUAUGGAUGGAUCUAUUAAGGCCUGCGUUACACAAAACAACAUCUGGAGUAAUGUUGGUAACCACACGAGAUGAUCAAAUUACAAGGAGAAUAGGCGUAGAGCAUACCCAUCGAGUUGAUCUCAUGUCAGUAGAGGUGGGAUGGGAGCUACUUUGGAAGAGCAUGAAUAUUGAUGAGAAAGAAGUGCAGAAUUUAAGAAACACGGGGAUUGAGAUUAUCCGUAAAUGCGGUUGCCUCCCUCUUGCAAUCAAAGUUACCGCUAGUGUUCUGGCAAGCAAGGAUCGAACAGAUAAUGAGUGGAAAAAGAUUUUGAGAAGAUAUGCUUGCUCCCAGAACAUGCUCUCUAAUGAAAUAGAAGGAGUUUUGUAUCUAAGCUACGAUGAGUUACCGUAUCGUCUGAAGCAGUGUUUUCUUUAUUGUGCAUUGUAUAUUGAAGAUUCUACCAUUCUUCGCCGUGUAAUUACCAGGUUAUGGAUUGCUGAAGGCUUCAUUGAGGAGGAACAAGGCCAACUUCUAGAAGACACAUCAGAGGAGUACUACUAUGAGCUAAUCCAUCGAAAUCUCCUCCAACCAGAUAACGGAUCUUUUAACCAGGCUGAAUGCAAAAUGCAUGACCUCUUAAGACAGAUUGCUUUGAGUAUAUCAAAACAAGAAUGUUUUAUUGGUGAUAUUGAAACAUUAAGUGGUGAGAAUAUGUCAAAACUACGACGAGUUACUGCCGUGAGUAAGAAGGAUAAAUUAGUGUUGCCUAGCAUGAAUAAGGUGGAAGCUAAGGUGAGGACUUUCUUUAGUGUUCAUGGUCCACAGAGCAUUGAGGAUUCAUUGUUCAAGAGAUUUUUGCUUCUUCGUGUUUUGGUACUGAAUUACUCACUUGUACAAAGCAUUCCAGGUUAUAUAGGAAGACUGAUACAUCUACGCCUACUUGAUCUUGAUUAUACUAGCAUAUCUUGUCUUCCAGAAUCCAUUGGCUCCCUACAAAACCUUCAAAUUUUGAGCUUGAAUUAUUGUGAUGCUUUGCACAAUCUUCCUUCGGCGAUAUCCCAAUUGUACAGUUUAAGAUGUCUUAGUCUUCUUGACACAAAUAUAAAUGAAGUUCAGAAAGGGAUAGGAAAACUGAAGUUCCUCACUGAUUUACGAGGGUUUCCGGUUGGGGCAGGAAUUGAAAAUGCUGAUGUACAAGAUGGAUGGAAGUUGGAAGAGUUGUCAUCUUUGUCAUUGCUGAGGUAUCUUACGUUGGUUAAAUUGGAAAGAGCGGCUUGCUAUAGUACAAAUACAUUACUGGCGAACAAAAACCAUCUAAAAGGACUAGUACUGGAGUGGACAUCAUAUUCAGAAGAUGUUAGCACUGAGGAGGUCUUUGAGCAGCUAAUACCUCCAAGCAACCUGGAAACCCUACAUAUUAUUGGAUUCCUUGGUCGGCAGUACCCCAACUGGUUUGGUAACACCUGUUUGUCUUCGCUGGCACACGUGACCCUUAGAAAUCUACGAUGUGUGGAUCUUCCACCUAUUGGCCAGCUACCCAACUUGAAAUUUCUAAAAAUUGAUGGAGCAUAUGCAGUUACCAAGGUUGGCCCUGAAUUUGUUGGUUGCGGGAAGGGUGAUCCCCUAUGCAACGAAUCAGUUGCUUUUCCUAAACUUGAAUGGUUAGUCCUCAAGCAUUUGCCCAACUGGGAGGAGUGGUCUUUUUUUGAAGAAAAAGAAGAAGCAGAAGAUGCUGAUGAUGAAGGGGGAGCAAAUGGAGUUGCUGAGAUUCGAAAGGACGACGCCCAAUCUGCAAGGUUGCGUCUGUUUCCUUGUUUGGUAAGGUUUAAACUUGAAGGCUGCUUAAAGCUGAGGGCUCUACCGCGACAACUUGGAGAGGACACUGUCAGCUUGAGGAAGCUCGAAUUAAUUCGAACAAAUAACUUGAAGGCCGUGGAGGACUUCCCACACCUCACUGAGCUCCUUCAUAUUGAAAAAUGUGAAGGCCUGGAGAAGGUCUCCAAUCUCCCUCAAGUGACAGACCUGCAAGUACGUGGUUGUCUGAACUUAAGCCGUGUAGAGGGGCUGGGCAGUUUGCAGCAGCUGGGGCUGGGCGAGGAUACACAAGUGAUCUCUUCCCAUUGGGUGCUUGGGCUUCAAAACCAGCACCAGAGACUUCAUGGUGAAGACUUGGAUGUCUACUCGUUGUCUACCAGUUAGAUGGCUCAAGCGUAGGACUGAUUGUGUGGUUGGCUUCAACGGGACAAGCAUCAGACGUACUCCCUCCGUUCCAAAUUACUUGACUUAGAUUUGUCUAGAUACAGAUGUAUCUAAC